ACCGUACGAGGGGAUCUUUUUAAAUGGACCUGGGGAUGUAGUUUACAAGAAGAAAUUACUUAAAAUUCCAUGAAGAGAAGAAAAAAAAGAGGCGUAACAGAUUGGGCGGCAGAUUAGUUUCUUUGUUCAGCAGCAACAACUUUGAAAGUGUUUUUUUUUCUUAAGCAUUUAAUGGUGAUAUACUAGGUGCCACUGAGCCAGGUGAGGUGGUGACACCAUGUGUAACCAGAACUCGCCCCAAGUUGAGCAAGCCCCCAACAACCACCUUCAUCGGCCGGAUAGUGCCAUUCGUGCAGCGGCCAAUUGCUCCUCCUCUCGCAAACCAAAAGCUAGCUAGUGGCCACAUGCUGAUCAUAUAUAUGUGUGUGUAGCCUUCUGUGCCUCCAUUGGACUGCUCAGAGCCAUACAUGCUACACUGAUAAAUUAGAUAGGGAGAGGGAAAGAGGCAUGGAGAGGGAGAUUGGUGCAGCAGAGUAUGAGGUGACUGAGAUAGAUGACACACUGCUUGGCUCCGUGGGGAGCAGGCUCUCCCUGUUUGCAAGAGAGUUCAAGUCGAGAAGCAGCAGCAGUGCCUUGAGGCUCCCAAACAACUGCUAUGGCACCAGCUUUGUCAUAGAUCCUGAUGGAAGCUGCAGAUGGUACAGGAUAUGGGCGAACAUGAUGUUCCUGUGGUCCAUCUACUCUGUCUUCUUCACGCCCUUGGCCUUCUGCUUCUUCCGGGGACUCCCAGAGCAGCUGCUGGACCUGGAAUGCGUGCAGCUCGUCUUCCUCGCAGACGUCGCCAUCCACUUCUUCCUCGCUUACCGGGAUCCUCACACCCACAGGAUUGUCCACAACAAGCGGAGGAUCGCGCUACGCUACAUCAAAGGCAACUUUGCUCUUGAUAUGCUCGGCUGUUUCCCUUGGGAUGCCAUCUACAAGUUUACAGGGAGAAUAGAGCUGGUGAGGUACCUGGUGUGGCUCCGGCUGUACAGGGCGAGGAAGAUCCAGGACUUCUUCAAGAAGAUGGAGAAGGACAUCCGCAUCAGCUAUCUCUUCACACGGAUCGCCAAGCUGAUCACCGUCGAACUCUACUGCACGCACACCGCCGCCUGCGUCUUCUACUACCUCGCCACCACACUGCCGCCGGCGCGCGAGGGGAGCACCUGGAUCGGCAGCCUCGCCAUGGGAGACCACAGCUAUAUAAACUUCAGAGAGAUCGACCUUCUCACCCGCUACAUCACCUCCCUCUACCUCGCCAUCGUCACCAUGGCGACAGUUGGUUAUGGCGAUAUCCAUGCGGUGAACACAAGGGAGAUGGUGUUCAUCGUGGUGUACGUCUCGUUCAGCAUGCUGCUGGGUGCAUACCUGAUCGGCAACAUGACGGCGCUCAUCGUCAAGGGCUGCAGGACCGAGCGGUUCCGGGACAAGAUGACGGAGCUCAUCAGGUACAUGAACCGGAACAGGCUAGGCAGCGACAUCAGGUCCCAGGUGAAGGCGCACCUGUUGCUGCAGUACGAGAGCAGCUACACCAGAGACAGGAUCGUCGACGACAUACCGGUCGCCGUUCGGUCCAAUACACUGUACCUGGACAUGGUCUCAAAAGUGCACCUGUUCAAGGGAUGCUCAGAGGACUUCUUGAGCCAGAUUGUGGUGAAAUUACAUGAAGAAUUCUUCCUCCCUGGAGAAGUUAUCUUGGAGCAAGGCACUGUGGUGGAUCAAAUUUACAUUGUGGCACAUGGAUGUCUGGAAGAGGUCAGCACUGGAGAAGGCGUAUCAGAAGAGAUCAUGUCAGAACUGCUGCCUAACGACAUAGUCGGCGAUGUUGCUAUAAUCUGCAACACUCCACAGCCAUACACAGUUAGAGUCUGUGAACUCUGCAGCCUCUUGAGAAUUGACAAGCAGUCCCUGACUAGCAUCCUGCAGAUUUACUUCAAGGAUAGCCGUCAGAUACUGAGCAACCUACUCAAGGGUAAAAGUACAGAGUCAAAGGGGAAGCAAUUGGAAUCAAAUAUCACAUACCUGAUAGCGAAGCAAGAAGCAGAGCUUGUCCUUGGAGUCAACAAUGCUGCCUACCAUGGAGAUUUGUUUCGGUUGAAAGGCUUGAUCAGCGCAGGAGCAGAUCCGAGUAAACCGGAUCACGACGGGAGGACCGCAUUACAUGUUGCUGCAUUGAGAGGAUACGAAGACAUCGUCAGGUUCCUGAUCCAACGAGGAGCAAACGUCAACAGCAUAGAUAAGUUUGGGAACUCGCCGCUGCUGCAAGCGGUGAAAGCAGGGCACGACAGGAUCAUCUCGCUGCUGGUGGCGCAGGGCGCGGCCCUGAACCUGGAGGACGCAGGAGGGCACCUGUGCAGGGUGGUGGCCGACGGCAAGACCGACCUGCUGAGGAGGCUGCUGAAGUUCGGGAUCGACCCCAACUGCAGGAACUACGACCGGAGGACGCCGCUCCACGUGGCCGCCGGGGAAGGCCUACCGCUCGUGGCCGUCAUGCUGGUGGAGUUCGGGGCCGACGUCCUGGCCACCGACAGGUGGGGCAACACGCCGCUCGACGAAGCCCGGAGGUGCAGCAGCAAGCCGCUGGUGAGGAUCCUGGAGCAGGCUAGAGCAGCUGCCGUCGGCGCAGUCCACCCGUGAUUCCUAGUUUCAGAAUGGGGUUUCAGAAUUCAUCUGUAAUUCAAUUCAUGUAGAAUUGUAGGGUACUAGGAAGAAUUGACGAUGCAAUAUUAUUUCUGUUAUAACAAUGUCUCAACAAUCACGAGCCA
Brachypodium distachyon (stiff brome) is the source of this 2744-nucleotide messenger RNA. Its product is annotated as potassium channel KOR2. The record is from RefSeq and is a predicted model, not a curated record. Bases 448 to 2616 code for a protein of 722 amino acids. The transcript is spliced from 11 exons. Gene Ontology annotation, biological process: potassium ion transport; transmembrane transport. Gene Ontology annotation, cellular component: membrane. Gene Ontology annotation, molecular function: voltage-gated potassium channel activity; protein binding. NCBI's taxonomy places the organism in Eukaryota, Viridiplantae, Streptophyta, Magnoliopsida, Poales, Poaceae.